CCACUGCAGUGCAAAAGAGCUGUGGCACUGGCGCCUCUUGAACGCCAGAGGUUCGGCAGACGGUGUUCUCGCAGCCGCACUGCACCCAUAAGAAGCCUGGACUGCAUUCGUGCGCCGGCAGACACGGCAGCUGCAGCAGCACAAUGGCAGCAGCCAAAUUGAUCCUCUUGCCGAUCGUGCUGGCGCCGGCGCUACGCAUGACGCGCCAGCGGAUUGUCAUGCGAGAUAGUUCCUCCGUCACUUGGUUUAAGGCCGGUGACCGCGUAAAAAUCAUAGAGAGCGUCAUGUCGCGCGGCCAGGACUUGCGAGGGAGGACAGGCACCGUCGCCGACGCGUGGGAGAAAUGCGAAGAAGACCCGCAUUGUUGUUGUGCGGAGCUGGCCGAGGAGGCUGCGGCUGUUACCGUCGAUCUGGACCCGCCCGACGCGCGGCAGUACUACUUCGCCGAGAACGAGCUGGCAAAACUGCCGGCGCGCGCCGCCGCCGCGGCCACGGCCGCCGCCGCCGCCGCGGCUCAGGCGGAGGAGUUCGAGCCGUUGCUGGCGACGGAGCCGCGACGAGAUCUUGCAUUGGCACUCGUGUUCCCGCUGGUCGCAUACAAGGCCGCUGCCGUCGCGAACGGCAACAAGCUGAUGCCAAGCCUUGACGCGACGAUCGCGCUCGCCUGUGUCGCCGCGAUCUACUACUGUAUUUAA
Messenger RNA from Pelagomonas calceolata, 695 nucleotides. The record is from the annotation of a GenBank genome assembly. NCBI's taxonomy places the organism in Eukaryota, Pelagophyceae, Pelagomonadales, Pelagomonadaceae.